UUAGACGUCGACCGCAACUCUAUUGCUGUAAUUCUGGGUCCAAACGGUUCCGGAAAAACAACUCUUAUUAAUGUUAUUACAGGUUUAAUCGGUUUCGAGGGAAAGGUGUCUAUCGGUGGACACGAUAUCACACGAGAGUCACAAUUGGCUCGAAAUGAGUGCGGAAUUUGUCCGCAAAUUAACGUUUACUUCAAAUACUUGACAAUUAGAGACCAUUUCAUGAUUUUCUCGCAAUUGAAACAAACUAUACGACAGACCAGUGAUGGCUAUAGUAGUGAUGAACUAAUCCGUAGGUUAGAUCUCGAGAAAGACAUAGACAAAGAGACUUAUCAACUGUCGGGCGGAACAUUGAGGCGAUUGGUGUUAGGGUUAGCCCUAAUCGGACCAAACAAUGUCCUCAUAUUAGACGAACCGACCGCUGCUUUGGAUCCAAGAGUGAAGAGAAAAGUCUGGGAUCUGAUCCAAGGGUCGGGUAAACGGAAGACAAUUAUAAUCACUUCGCAUGACUUCGAAGAAGCGAAUCUUCUGUCAGACAAGAUAUGUGUCAUAUCGAGGGGA
Molecule: messenger RNA, 558 nt
Organism: Oppiella nova
Lineage: Eukaryota; Metazoa; Arthropoda; Arachnida; Sarcoptiformes; Oppiidae
Source: the annotation of a GenBank genome assembly